AGAGAGCGGUAGAAGAGCCAUGGAUACCAAGUUGGAGGCUCGUGGCCAGUUUCCGGCCUCGUUCCCCGACACGUUUAAGAACUUCUUUGCAAUGAUGAACGAGGACGAGGAUCAUGUGGGGCUGUUUGCCAAUCUGCUGGAGGAUAAGGUGAUUCCGCGCCAAAACAGCCCCGUUCAGCCGCAGCGGCAGAGGUACGGCGGCAGCAUGCGGAGUCACAGUGGCGGCGAUCGCAACGAUCGAAGGGGUCGCGCCGAACGGCAGUAUCAGCAGCAUCAGCAGCAGAUCCAGCAACAGCAGCAGCAACAACAGCAGCAGAAUGCCCAGCAGCAGCGAGCCUUUCAGCCGCGCGGUCGCAGUGGCAGUGGCAGCAGCAUCGACCUUUAUGCCAGCCGAAAUGUAGGUUUCGUCAACACCGCCACCACCAGCCGGGUCAAUUCGUUGCGCAGGAAUCGCUCGCGAGGAUCGCUGACCCUGAGCAGCAAUGGGCUAAAUGCUUUGGGCCUGGGACCCGUCACCCUGGCACCGAAUGUCAGUUCGAGCAGCAGCGGCAGUGUCCUCGACUUGACCCUGCCACCCGGCAAUGCAGCAGGAGGAUCCUUAGGAGCAGGAGGAUCAGGAGGAUCUGUAGUUGCAGGAGGAAGUGGGCCGAAUAUGUAUGCAUCCCCCUCGAAAUCGAACCUCAAGUCGGCCUUGAAGUCAACCAGUGCCACUGUGGAUCGCGGAUGUGCCAUCUUGCUUGGCAGCGACAUCAAGAUCUGUUGUCUGCACGAUGAACACACCAUAAAUGGCCGCCAGCACCUUCAGCAGCAGCUCCAGCAGCAACAGAUGAGCUCUGGCCAGAAGAAGCACGUGACCCUGGCCUGUUGCGAGUGCGUUUGCGGCAAUGGCCAAGCUUCACGUUCCGGACCCGAUGGCGAGGACAACGGUGGGGUUAACUAUAUGCGAGGAUACGUCGCAGGAUACCAGUUGCCGCAAACUCCCAAGGGCAAGCCCAUCGACAAGUCGAGCACCUUUACAUCCGCCGAGGUGGCGGCCUCGAAGAACAAGGAUCUGCAGGAGCGCCAGGAGCGGCAGGAGAAGCGUGGAUCGGUCAUUCUCGAGAGGGCCUUUGAUUUCGACGCCAGCUGCGACGAGAGUGACAGCAUAAGCAGCAGCACCCAGCAUCCGGUGCCCUCGCCGGCUCCCCACCAGCCGGCCUACAAUGUCCUCAAGCCGAUCUUGAAGCAGCCGCAUCAGCAGCAGCAACAGAAGGUGAUGUUGCAGCAGCAACAUCAACAGUUAAAUCCACAGCAGUAUCAACAGGUGACCCAUUCCCAUCAGCAACACCAGGGGAUUGCGCACCAGCAGCAUCAAGUGGUGACCCAUCAGCAACAUCACCAGCAGCAGCAGCAUCUACAGGUUGGCCACCAGCAGGUGAUCCAUCAGCAGCACCAACUGUCCACCCAUCCGACGCACCCACAGCCCAUGCAGGUGCACCCACAGUCGCAGCAUCCACCCCCUGGCGGUCAUGUGGUGCACCGCCUGCUGCCCACACCGCCCACACACAGUGGCUUGGGUGCCUACCACACCCGUGAGGCGGCCUUGCAACGGGUGCAGCAGCAGAGCGGCUACUACAACCAAGGGCCCAGCACCUCGGCAUCGGCCUACGGCUACAACCAGUCCAUGGAGCAUCAGCAGAUACAGAUGCAAAUGCAGAUGCAGCAGCAGUUGCAGUACGAUCAGCACCAGGAACUGCAGUUCGAGCAACAUCAUCAACAUCUGCAACAUCAGGUACAUCAGCAGCAGCAUCAGCAUCAGCAGUACGCCGACGAUACCGAGUUGGAUUACGAUACCGAGUGGGAAUUGGACGAGGAACCUGCUCCUCAGGUUGUCCCGCCACUCACCACCUUCAAUGAUUUUGUCAACGCGGCCCAGAAUCCAACUGGCAGUCGUCAGAGUCUGAGGGCCCAGAAGUCCCCGAUUUUGAACAGACGUCGCGCCUCAUCGAUAGCCGGAAAUUUAUUGCACUCGGAUUAUACGUACACACGGAACAGUAUCGGCGGAGCUCCGAUCGACCCCAACGAUUUUCAACGGAUUUCCCACAGCAGCAGCGCCAGGGAUCGCAUGUCCCUGGCCGGAGUUUUGACCUUUCAGCAGGCCAUGUCCGGAGCGGUCUCACCACAAUAUGGCACCGUGGGCUCAAUGAAUCCCCAGGCUUCCGGUUCCGGUGAGAAGAAACCCGGAAUGGUGGGAGCCGAGGCCAUGGGUGGUGGUGGUCUACCCGGCGGAUCGGCGCAUAAUCUAAAUUUGACCGUGGGCUUGGGGUUUCUCGGUGGAUCAAGCACCACCUUAGCUGCUGUCGCCGAGGUGACUAGUGGACCGGAUGGCAAUGGCGACUCCACCGACUCCCCAUCGCCGGUCUCCAUGAUCCCGACCAGCAAGCAGCAGCAGCAACAGCAGAAGCAGCAGCAGCUCCUGCAGUUGCAGUUGCAGCAGGAGCAGCAGCUUUUGCCCACCCACUUGCCAAUGCAGCGGGAACGAGGCGUGGGCGAAUCCUCGGGAGCCAGCACUUCAGGCACCGUCAUCGCCGAUCUGGCCGCCUCCGUGGUCUUGGCCUCCCAGUCCGGAAAACCCAUGACCGAGCGACAGCGCUUGAGGACCUCCAGCAUGCCGGCAGAAAGUCGCAGGCCCCGCCUGGCGGAGAUGCGACGCUCGGCCAUCCAUGCCGGUGAUCCGGACAUGACUUACUACCGUCUGCGUAGCUUCAGCAUCACUUCGCAUGGCAUCUGCAACCUGGGCGAUUCCCUAAGAAGCCGCAGGUCACGUUCGAUCAAUUCCGUGACUUCCACGGGCACUUCAAACAGCGGCGUGGAUCGACACAAUAGCAACGCAUCGGGGGCAUCGGGCGAAGUCAUCGACGGGGAUCCCAAUGUGCCCGCCUACAAAAUUGCCAUGCUCGGCGGCUCCGGAGUGGGCAAAACCACACUGACUUACCAAUUCACCACUUCCGAUUACAUUUGCGCAUACGACCUGAGUCUCGAUGAUGAUUAUGGACAGAAGACGGUAUCGGUGCUAGUCGAUAACAUUGAAACGGAUUUGGAAAUUAUUGAUCAUCCCGCAUGCGAGAUGUCGACGGAGGCCUUCUGCGCCACCUACAACAUCGACCUCUUCGUGGUGGUCUACUCGGUGAUAGAUCGCAACACUUUCGCGGCGGCCGAGCGGGUCCUGCAGUAUCUCAAGGAGAACGAGAUGCUCUUGUCCCGCGGAGCCAUUUUGGUGGCCAACAAAACGGAUUUGCAGCGCCAUCGCGUCGUUACGCGUCAAAUGGGCCGCAAGGUGGCCAAAGAUAUAGCUUGCAAAUUUAUCGAGACUUCAUCUGGUUUGGACCACAAUGUGGACGAGCUGCUGGUCGGCAUUGUGGCCCAGGUGAAGCUCAAUCCGCAGCGGCUGCGAUUGCUAACGGAGCUGGAGCUGCAGCGGCUGAACUUGCAGAGUACGAUCCAGAAGCACCGCGGCAUGCACUUGCAGACGCGGCGAAUGGUCCGCCAGAUGAGCGUCUGCCAGGGCGACGAGGAGAUCUUCGAUGGCGGAUUGCAGGAGAGAUUGCCGAACGGCGACGCCAACGGCGGCGAUCCGGACGGAGUGCCUAGCACGUCGAGGGCGAGCCGGUCGCGGAUCGAGAAUCCCAACCGCAAGCCCCUCAAUCUGGAGAGCAUUCUGAAGAUGGGCGAGAGCGAGGUGGACGAGGAGGAGGAGGCGGGGGCGGGACGGGCGGUCAAGCCGACGCCCCUCAGCAAAUUCAAUAUGCUCGCGGCCACUAUACGGCAUCGGCGUCCGUUUCGCAAGCGUCGCUCGUUCGACGGCGGCGUUUCCACAUCUGCCGCAGCGGAUGCGGCCGCCGAGCUGCAGCGGCGCUAUCAGCUCCGGGCGAUGGAUGAUUUGCAGCUGGAGGGACGAUUGGCGGCGGAGGAGCGAUUCGGUCUGGCUGACAGCGAUGAUGAGUUGGAGCUGGAGGUGGACGGAGGUGCCGAGGACGGAGCAGGAGGAGGAUCAGGAGGAGGAGGAGUCGAUGGUGGACGAAGGAAUACCUGCAACCGCAAGGUGGUCAAGAAACUGACCGCCCGCACCAAGGUAUUCAUCUCGUCGGUGCUGCGCUUCAAGAAGGCCAUCAGCCUCAAGCGGCGCAACUCCUCCAGCUGCAGCGAUCUAUUCGUGAUUUAAGCAGCUCGAGGAGCUGAGAUAGUAUAGGAAGUAGGAAGUAUAGACUGAAUGUACAUAGAAGGAAUAUAGAAGGAGGAGUAUUAUCGAGAAGUAGCAGGAACACGGGAACAGGAGCAGUAGCAGGAGCAGGAGAUCCAGGGAUCCAGAGACCAAGAGAGCAGGCACAACGAAAAAGCAGCGCAAACCGCGGUGGAGUCGAACACGGAAGUGCAGGGAGUGCA
This is a messenger RNA of Drosophila takahashii, 4422 nucleotides long. RefSeq lists its product as uncharacterized. Gene Ontology annotation, molecular function: GTPase activity; calcium channel regulator activity; GTP binding. The record is from RefSeq and is a predicted model, not a curated record. NCBI's taxonomy places the organism in Eukaryota, Metazoa, Arthropoda, Insecta, Diptera, Drosophilidae. Gene Ontology annotation, cellular component: plasma membrane.